AUGGCUUCAAAGAAUCGUUUUAUUACCUUUGGUUUUUUGGUCUUCUUUUUGAUCCUGGUGCUUUUACCAUAUGCGAAAGCUUGGGAUAAUGAGGAUCACGAAAUAUUUACACUAGUGGACGAAUUAGAAGCUUCUGAGGGAAAGGAUGUAAACUUUUACUCCUGGCUUGGUUUAGAACCUACUGCCUCAGAAAAAGAUAUUAAUAGAGCAUAUAGAAAAUUGUCACUUGCAUUACAUCCUGACAAAAAUCAUGACGCCAAUAGCAAAGAAAGGUUUUCUCGAUUAGGCGCCAUUACGACAAUUUUACGUAAUCCAGAUAUGAGGGAACGGUACAAUUUCUUCUUAAAAAAUGGAGUGCCAAAGUGGCGUGGUACUGGAUAUUAUUAUAAACGAUAUAGACCCGGACUAGGAACCGUUUUGACAGGAUUAUUAGUAUUAGGUUCAUUUUUGCAUUAUAUGGUAAUGUGGGUAAAUUACUAUCAAGAAAAAAGAAGAAUUCGUUAUUAUAAACAAGAAUCGAGAGAAAUUGCUUGGGGAAAAAGAAUGAAAAAGCAACAAACGAGAAAGCGUGUUUAUGUAAAUGAUUUAGCAUUUGUAGUCGAAGGCGAUUAUGUUGCUUUAUUAGCUGAAGAUGGAAUAGAAUACGUGUUGGAUGAAGAAGAAAUUGAUCAACCUAAAGUAACUGAUGUGAUGAUUUUUAUUUUGCCCAAGUGGUUCUAUGGAAAUAUUGCAAAUACAUUUACCAAAAAAAAAUCUUCCAAUACUACCGAUUCUUUAAAAACACCCGAGAAAGAAGUUAUUAGCAGCGAUAGUGAACGUAGGGAGGAUGGUGAUAAAAAGAUAAAAAAGCGUAAAGGUGGAAAAAAAACAAAAUACUAG
Funneliformis mosseae is the source of this 879-nucleotide messenger RNA. The record is from the annotation of a GenBank genome assembly. NCBI's taxonomy places the organism in Eukaryota, Fungi, Glomeromycota, Glomeromycetes, Glomerales, Glomeraceae.